AUGUGGGAGGGCGUGUCGGACGCGGGGCAGAAGUACCCAUCGUUCUCGCAGGUGCAGAUGGCGAAGAAAACGACGAAGUGGUGUGUCGUCUGCGAAGCUUCGAAGGAAGAAGGCGAGUUCUCUGGGCGGAUGUGGACGGGCGUGGGAGACGCGGAGCGGAAGUGCCAUGUUUGCGUGGUUGCGAAAGGAAUGAGACGCGGCCUGUGGAAGUGCAUCGGGUGCAAGCAGCAGGAAAGCGAGGAAGAGUUCAGCUCUUUGUUGAGCGGGGGGCCAGCCCGGAAGCCAAAGGGCACCCGGCUUUGUAAUUUGCGUGGACCACUCCGGGAUGCCCCGGAGUCGUACGACAGGGGCACCUUCCACGCGGAGUCCUCGGUGGCUCGCCAAACGCUCCACGAUCUGUUCGGCUUCGACGCCCUGUGCUGUGGACUAAACUUACGAUUUGCGAGUCCCAGGUUCAGCAAACCGUGGCUCCGGGUCAAAGUCACCAGUCCGAAUGUGCGUGAGAAAGUCGAGACCCCGCCCCAGGAGUUGUUCCGAAGGCACGCCCGCGUAACUCUCGCGAAGUACGGUCCCCAGUGCGGGCGCCGUACCGUGGGCCACGGCCCCGGUGGAACGGUUCCCGCCCAUGGACGGACCAGGGCGAGUUCAUCCCGCCCACUCGCGUUGGCUUUCAACUCGGUGGUUUUCGCGAGCGAGGCGACCGCGGCCGCCGUCGCGGAUUGGGCCAUGAAGCAAACUGCUGAGCCCACCUUCAUCCUCUACGACCCCGACCUGCUCGCAGAGAGCGUCACGGAGCGCAACAGUACUGAGGAGAAGUAUUGGCUCAAAGAAGACCUGGUGGCACCCCGUGACGAGAAGGUUGGGGUGGUGCUGUCGCGCUGCGGCCAGGUCAAGGAUGCCGUAGUCACGGCGCAGGAAGCGUCGGGGCCGCGCAUCUGGUGGACCAUCCAGACCACUUUGCGCGGUUCCACAAGGAACCCAGAGGUCGCGCUGAAAUUCGCUGUCUUUUCGAGGUGGCAGGCCGAACGCGAGAUGCAGAAGGACCAACCGCGGCAGUGGGGCGAUGCGCACUGGCAACGCCGCGCCCUGAUGGCCAUCCACGACAAGGGCGUCCGCUUCGUGCUCGGCCUCUUCGAUCGGAGCUCCGAACACCAUGCCGAUAGCGGCCUCUACCAUGCGGGAAAGCACUGCCCGCGAGUGGCCGAGAACCAGUUCGUGACGCACCAGAACGGGGUCGUGCCAUUUGGAGAGUGCGAAGUCCGAGUGGCAACCUACCAAGAGCGCGCCGCCCCGCCUCUGUCGCGCUGGCUGACGAGGCAGCGUACCAUGCCCCAUUGGAAGAAGGGCGACAGGAAGAAGGACGACUGGGAGAAGACGGCCGGAAGAAGGACGUCGAUUUCCGCGAUCUGUGAGCCUCAAGCGCAGCGGCGCAGUGAGGCUAAAGCGCAGUGGCGCAGCGAGGCAACAGCGCAGUGGCGUCAGGGCCUGCAGUCGCGGUGCGGCCGCCUGGCGCCCGCUGUAGAGACGAGGCUGUGCGUCAGCGGCGGCCAUUGCAAGAUGCCGAUUGCCGUCUCAAAGAAGGACUUGCGGACAAUCCAGGUGGGGAGUCCCGGCGUUCCAGGGCAGACUGAGACAGUGGCGUUUGCGCGCGGGACCUCGGUGAAGGCGAAGGCGUACGAGUACAACUGCGAGAACAUCGCGACCACCCAGCAGAAGCAGGCGGCGCUGGAGCACCUGGAAAUGAAGGUACCGCAGAUCAUCGGUGGUGGGCCCGCCGUGAUGUGGGGGGCGGUGGUUGCGGCCAUGUGGCCGCCCUCCCGCCCGGCUGCGGCCGGGGCAACUGCGGGCGGCGAGGCGAACCUCGUGGACGUGAUGUUACAGAGCGAGCGCGACGCCGCGGUCACGGCAAACGCUCGGGGGAACGCGGAAGUGGCCGCGCACUCGGAUGACGGCGACAGCGACGGAGGCCGCCCCAUGCAUCUGGGCGGGGACGUGGACUCGCACGCACGUGGAGUACUGGCCGAGCUGAGGGACCUGGGCUCCGUGCUCGUCACUAUAAUCGGCCACAUCAGCCAUGUGUGCAUGCUGGGUGCAGACGUGGCUCCCGGCCGUCCGCACCUUCCUUUCUCUGCCUUCCACCAGCACCGGAGCUUGCGGUUAGAGCGGCUGGAGUCAGACGCGGCCUCCGACGACAGCAGAGGGGUGCCGCCUGGGCUCGCCGCGGCGCCUGGGAGCGCCUCCGUCACCGCGUGCUGGGCCUGCGGCGCGGGCGGGCCCUCCGCGCGCCAGGCGUUCUCGUGCUUGGUGGCCGCGGCUGGCCUCUUUGGCUUCUGCCACGCCAGCGACGCCAGCGCGGUCUCCUCCUUGUCAUUCGACGUGGCCGCCGCGAAAAACCGACCGGUGUCGAAGGUCAUCACGCUGCUCAAGGACAUGCUCAAGCAGCUGGAGAAGGAGGCGGAGGAGGAUGAGGAGAUCUACGACAAGAUGGCAUGCUGGUGCGAGACCAACGACAAGGAGAAAACGAAGGCGAUCUCCGACGCGGAGGCGCGCAUCUCGGCCCUGGAG
Prorocentrum cordatum is the source of this 2565-nucleotide messenger RNA. Lineage: Eukaryota; Dinophyceae; Prorocentrales; Prorocentraceae. The record is from the annotation of a GenBank genome assembly.